AAUGUCACCCUCUGAGUUCACCUUUUUGCUUUAAAGUGAGCUCUACCGGAAACCUGAUCAAGUGUGGAGAAAGAUGAGAUAAAUGUACAAUACAUUCUAUCUAUCUUUGUCUAUCUAGUAAAUAAGUUCUUUCUCCAUCUCUCAGCUCCUUCCAUCCAUGCCUCUCAUCUCUCAUAUACAGACAACACCAUAGUUAGUAACACAAACCAUUCAAGCUAGCUAGGAGAGGAAAGCAAGGAGGAAAGAUUGAGUGAGUGAACCCAUCCACUCAAAGAGAAAUUAAGUCUCUAUCAUCAGAUAGAUCAUCCUCACAUCUCAGCAAGUCUUUUUCAAUUUCUAGCUAAUUAUAAGCUAGCUUAUUGUACAUAUCGAUCUGUUGCAUAUAUAAUUGCAGGUAGAGUAUAUACCAGCAGCUAGCUAGGGCGAGAAGCUAAGGGUACAAAGAUCCGCAUUAUAUUUUAAAUAUUUUACAUCAAAUACAUACAUAUAAAUACAGUAUGUAAGAUAAUAAAUUAGCACCCCAAACACCUCCAUAUCAUAUAUACAUAUAAAUACAAUACAAUAUAAACGUAUAUAUACAUGUAUCCCAUCAUAUAUAACAGCUCCCUCGCUUCUCCUUCAAUGCGAUACAUAUACGAAGAGGAUGAAGAUUUGUUGUUGCAACAAAUCUCCAUUUAUAGCCUCGUUCAACAACAACAGCACCAACAACAACAUGUUGCGGAUGCGGGGGGCGAGGAAGAGAAGUACCUCGGGUGUAUUAGGGCUUCUUCAGCGGCCGAGAAUGAAAGUAAUAAUAAGAGCAAAAAUAAGAAAGACCGGCACAGCAAGAUCCACACGGCCCAAGGCCCCCGGGACCGGAGGAUGAGGCUCUCCCUGGACGUGGCUCGCAAAUUCUUCGACCUCCAGGACAUGCUGGGGUUCGACAAGGCCAGCAAGACGGUCGAUUGGCUGCUCACCAACUCCAAAUCGGCCAUCAGGGACCUCUCCAACAUCGGCGCCAGCAAAUACCACAACCCCAACAACACUUCCUCCCACGCCACCUCUGAAUGCGGCGGUGAGGCGGUUUCCGGCGUGGUUGAUCAAGAACCCUCCUUCAAUAAUAACAUUAAUGGUGAUGGGAAGAAGGCGGCCGCGGCGGCGGACAGGAAGGCCAAAGCGGCCCGACCUAGGGCUGCUGCUUCCUUCAAUUCCCCCACCAGUAAAGAAUCUCGGAGCAAGGCGAGGGAGAGGGCGAGAGAGAGGACGAGGGAGAAGAAGAUGGGGAUGACGAUGAACAUCAGCGCUAGCAGCUUGUUGGCCGGACCAACUACAACCCCACAUGCCGCUUUCCCGGAUCAACCGCCGCCGCCAGAGGAACACAGCUGGUGCCUGUCCAACAUUUUCCAGUUCCCCCAAAACCCGCUUGCAACAUCCAAUCAGCCUCAGUUUGCAGACCUAGCCCAUUCCGGGAAAUACUACUGGGAUGGCUACAACAGUGGGAAUCUAUGAAAAGAUAGUACAUGAAUGAAGAUUUAGUUUGUGUUUUUUUCGUCUAUCGGUAAUUCCAAAUAAUUUAUGCCUCCCGAUCGGACAUGCAUUUCUGUUAUUUAAAAUAAUUCUAUAUCUUACCAUUUUUACUACCUCAAAUCUCAUUCUCUAACAAGAAGAGGAGAGGGGUGUUUGCUAGAUCUUGUUCUUUC
Molecule: messenger RNA, 1679 nt
Organism: Cuscuta europaea
Lineage: Eukaryota; Viridiplantae; Streptophyta; Magnoliopsida; Solanales; Convolvulaceae
Source: the annotation of a GenBank genome assembly